Messenger RNA from Funneliformis caledonium, 175 nucleotides. The record is from the annotation of a GenBank genome assembly. Lineage: Eukaryota; Fungi; Glomeromycota; Glomeromycetes; Glomerales; Glomeraceae.
UAAUCCCCAAAAUACACCCGAAUGGGCAUAUGACAUGAAAAAAAUUAAAUAUAAAGAAAUGUUAGAAUACGAAGUCAAUGACGACUAUGAUAAGGAGAUUCAAUAUGAUGACACGAAUUUAACGGAUCCAAAUUUAGAUUUCAUACUAAAUUCAUCAGAGAUGAAUUUGAUUUAA